UAGCAAUUAGCUGUAUUGCAAUAGGCACUCGACACCUUGCUCGACCUGAAACGAGGCUUUUUUCUUCUUCUCGCCGUAAAAAGUUUGCGAGAGUAGCAGAAUCUAGGAACAGACCUUUCGCUCCUCCCGAUAAUGCGUAUUUGUACAUGACGACCAUGCCGCGCCUCAGGUCAAAGGCCUACUUGACUUGCUUCUAUUGCGGCCGGAAGACCUCAACGCGCAACGAUGGUAGCGUCCGCCGCUUCGAGUGUCCUUCCUGCGAGGCUACCAACUACCUAGACGAGAAUGGAGAGAUUACGGAUCCUCCACUCGAGGCGACCGCGCCAUCAGGAGGGAGUGACGACAAACCCCCAACCAUGAGAGAUCUGUUGGCAUCCCAGCCCGAUAAUGAUGUCUUCUGUGCCGAGUGUCUGAAAAACCAAAGGUUGUUUACGGCUUCUUUGGCGCAAUAUCUACCUGGGGAUCCCGAUGACCCCGAGUAUGAUACCCGCGAGCGCAACUUCUACAAAUUCCGCAAUAACCUCGAAAGGCAAUACCCGCAGACCUGCUCCAAAUGUGAACCUAAGGUUCUCGAAAGAAUAGCCCAGGCCGGUUAUACAGCCAAGACAGAUCAUUUGCGGCGGAUGAUUGAUCGGAGCCUAAAGGCUCGGACUGCGGAGCAAGCAAGCGCCAGCGGUCCUCUGGGCAUUCUUUCAGCGGUGGGACGGUACCUGUGGCUCGCUGGCUUCAUCUUGCAAGGGCUGUGGCACUUGGAAAUGAUGCAAGAACUUGUCGCAACUGUAGAAUUCCCUUGGCUGCGUAGUUUUGGGAUCAGGCAACUGCUAGGAGUCCUAGCAUGGUUACUCUCCCUGCUGCCAGAGCCAGAGUGGCUCAUGAAGUGGAGCAUUAUGAGCACUGCAGUCAGUCUCUGGUGGAACCCCUUUUUCGUCAAGACUGUUCGUGGCUUCACGAAGCACUUGCUGGGCAUCGGGACAUGGUAUACCUAUCAAGCAGUGAUCAUGUUCUUUCGUGUCCUGGCACCUGGGAUACCCAAUCUCUCACGGGAGCAUGGAUCGGCCGUGUCUGCACAGCUCACAAUGCACUCUCUAACCUGCAUUUUUAUGUUCUACAUCACGAAACUGGCGUUGGGCUCCAUUCGGGUCGAUACAACGCCCCUUUUCGGUAAUAAAAGUUUGUCAACACCGAAACCACCGGACGUCCCUCCGCAAGCCCACCAAAGAGGGCCGUCGGGUAAUACCAUGCUUGAUACGUUGGACGAGGUACUGGCCUCACCCAUUCCCGCGCGCGAGAGCGAUAGCGAGACUGAGACUCAAAGCCUUCCUCCGAAAAUCCGGCCAAGGUACACGGAGGGUCCGCUUCGAGGCCAGCAAAUGUCACAGCGCGGUGGCUUGUUUGCCCCUGAAAACGCCCGAGGGUCAACCUUCGGCUGUCAAGAUGACGCACCGCAGCAGACAGAAUACGCAUCAGAGAUGGACUGGCAGCCUACCGAAUCACCACCUCGUGCGUUCAACCCCUUCAGCGCCCCUGAACAACCUUUGCGCAGUUUUAACGACGCGCCUGUAAACGAUAAGCACGGUCCAUUUUGGUUCAAAGUGCCUCCUGCUCCAGCCACCAGCAUGGCCCGCAGAGGUUUGAAUUCUGCUACGGCUUCCAGUACCGCACUCCUGCAGAAACAACCAGAACCAGUCCAACAACGCCGGUUCUUUGCCUCAAGAGACGAGGAGUUAAGAAAGGAACAAGAGGCCCGUGAUGAGAGGAAUAGGAAAGAGGCGGAAAGGACAAAGUAUAUCAAAAGCCCAUCAUUCAGAUACAGGGCAAAUGAUCCCCGUGAUCCGUUGUCUGACAUGUUUGAGGACACUUUCAAGAUCAGCCCUACCCGCGCAGCACCAGCGCAGCAGGCUGCACGGAACGUGGAGAGUACUAAGCAAGAGGUUGUCGCACGGCAGGUGAAGGCAUCGGACUUUUCUAUUCUGAUACUGUCUGCUCUGCUCCUGAUCCCUGGCUAUGAGACGGUUGUUCCAAUGGAGUACGGAGUAUAUAUGGCUCUGAGCAUAUGUUGCACAAGUCUUAUCAUCUGGGUUCGAGUCAAUCUCGAAACAUUCAAGACGAUGCAGGUGCAGGAUAGGCACAGGUCAAAAGCUAUUGCGUAUACAGUCGCGACCGGACUGGCAUUAUCAGAAGUUGGGUUUCUUGCCUGGACCGGAAUGAUGGCACAGGAUUCAGGGGAGCACAAUGCGCUUAUGGCAUUCUCCAGUGAGGCAAAAACCGUAUUUCUUAGCCUGCUAGUCAUACACCAGGUGUGGAACCUGUUUGCUGUUCAAUUGGUCGUACAUCCUUAGCUGGAGUGACGACCAUGGACGAGGUUGAGCUGGGUGCUUCAGCACGAGUAUUGAACGGACCCGAGUAUGCACGGUUGGUCAGAUGGACAUCGUCUUAUAGUCUUUUAACCUUGGAAACUCGGCAAAUUGAUAUGCCUUACUGCUUGCUUCAUCCUCAC
Messenger RNA from Pyricularia grisea, 2497 nucleotides. RefSeq lists its product as uncharacterized. Gene Ontology annotation, biological process: nuclear inner membrane organization. The record is from RefSeq and is a predicted model, not a curated record. Gene Ontology annotation, cellular component: microtubule organizing center attachment site; chromosome, centromeric core domain; mitotic spindle pole body. The coding region runs from base 147 to 2339 and encodes 730 amino acids. NCBI's taxonomy places the organism in Eukaryota, Fungi, Ascomycota, Sordariomycetes, Magnaporthales, Pyriculariaceae. The transcript is spliced from 3 exons.